AUGAGUGAGGAGUUUGCGGAUGCGAUAUUCCACCUGGUGCGAGAGAAAUACACAGAGCUGGCCGGCUGCUCCUCGCUGCUGCAUGCGCGUCACAAAGGCCUGGCGGGCAUCAUCAUGACCAGAGGUCUGGAUCUGAGACAGGCCCAAGUGGUGGCGCUAUCGACCGGCACUAAAUGCAUUAAUGGAGAGUAUAUCAGUGACCAGGGUCUGGUGGUCAAUGACUGUCACGCUGAAAUCACCACCAGACGAGCACUGCUGCGCUUCCUGUACUCCCAACUAGAGUUACACCUCAGCAAAAGGAAAGAGGACUGGGAGCAAUCGAUCUUCGUACGGCACAAAGAUUCCUGUUUGAGACUCCGAGAGAACGUCCUCUUCCACAUGUACAUCAGUACGUCGCCCUGCGGGGACGGCCGUGUCAACUCGCCGUAUGAAAUCACCUCUGAUUUGCACAGCAACAGACACUUGGUGAAGAAGUUUCACAGCCACCUACGGACAAAGAUUGAAUCAGGGGAGGGUACGCUGCCCUUGAAGUCCACAGGUCCCUUUCAGACGUGGGACGGAGUCCUUCAAGGAGAGCGUCUCAUCACCAUGUCAUGCACCGACAAGAUUUCCAGGUGGAAUGUGCUCGGCCUGCAGGGGGCGUUGCUUAGUCAUUUUGUGGAGCCGGUGUACCUGUACAGCCUGACAGUGGGCAGCUUAAGACACACGGGUCACUUCUCCAGGAUGAUGAACCACAGGUUGGAGAGAGUCGGUCCUCUGCCUACCUGCUACCACCGUAACCAGCCUCUACUGAGCGGCCUGAGCAACAGCGACUGCAGGCAGCAGGGGAAGUCCGUGUGUUACAGUGUCAAUUGGACGGCAGGUGACACCCAACUGGAGGUGCUCAACGCAUCUACUGGGAAGAGAAGAGACUCCGGGGCUCCGUCCAGACUUUGCAAGCAUGCGCUUUUUGCACGUUGGAUCAGACUCUAUCGCAAGCUGGUGGUCCGUGGGGCGAGUGGUACGCCGCUGUACUGUGAAGCAAAGCAGGCGGCCGGCACCUACCAGACUGUGAAGCUGCAGUGGUUGAAGGGUCUACAGGAAGCAGGAUUAGGGACCUGGGUCAGAAAACCUCCCGAGCAGGAAAACUUCACUCUGACUGUAUGAGUGCGGAAGCCUGACCUCGUCACAAAAAACACCUUCACCUUGCAACCAGUCGCCACAGAAGCCCUAUUUCACCCCUAAAGUCAACAACAUCCCACUGCCACAAAAUCUCCACAGGGAGAUGACAGGAGUCACGACUAGGUGGUAAACUUUGUUCUGUCAAACUCUCGCAAAAUGUUGCUACCAAGGUAAGGAUGAGGCACAGGAGGAUUCUGUACCUUGCCUUUUAUGGCUUCUGUAGAGAGGGGUACGGUUAGUGUUUUUUUCCAGACCAGUAAAGCGCAAACCACCCCGGAGCCGAUUCUAUAGAUUUCAUUGGUCAUGUCAGUCACAAUGCUGAAUACUAACCUAUUAACCUGAACCUGAGUAACCUAGUGUUGGAAGCGCAUCCCCAAUACAUAGCAUUACUAUUUGUUGCAAUUAAAUCCCUGCCAAAUGUCUGGACUUUAAGUCAGGUUGACUUUGUGAUAGGGUUGACCAAUGACAUAGACUGAGGGGAGGGAUUUGCGCUUAACUGAUAUAUAAAAAUAAAAAACAUGUGUACGGUUAAUGUUCCGACAUCAUGAAAGAUCCUACAGUAUACCCCCGUCCUCAACAUUUGAUUAAAACAUAGAAUAGUGUACCACCUUGUUCUAGCUAGUCAAAAAAAGUUCCCCAACCACCGAGUGCUAUGCUAAGCUAGAAGGCUAAGCUAAGAACAAAUUCAACACAAAAUUAUUUUCUUGCAUUUCUAAUCAGGCUCAGAAUUGAAUACCUAAAAUGUUAUGGAAUUGCUUUUGUGUCCAAAGAGGAUAGGAUCUUACAGGACAUCGAAAGCAAUGGAUUCUACUGCUAGGGUUGUCAAAUGUUCGGUAUAAUAUGGAAUCGUUCCAUAUUUAAGGCAUCACAGAAGCAUGUCCCAUAUUCGCAGGUAUACGCCGUAAGACCUAGACCAGGGGUGCCCAAUCCUGCUCCUGGCGAUCGACUGUCCUGCAAAGUUCAGC
Messenger RNA from Sinocyclocheilus grahami, 2126 nucleotides. RefSeq names its product double-stranded RNA-specific editase B2-like. Lineage: Eukaryota; Metazoa; Chordata; Actinopteri; Cypriniformes; Cyprinidae. Gene Ontology annotation, biological process: adenosine to inosine editing; RNA processing. The transcript is spliced from 8 exons. The record is from RefSeq and is a predicted model, not a curated record. Gene Ontology annotation, cellular component: nucleolus; cytoplasm. Gene Ontology annotation, molecular function: adenosine deaminase activity; tRNA-specific adenosine deaminase activity; double-stranded RNA adenosine deaminase activity. Bases 1 to 1146 code for a protein of 381 amino acids.